UAUAUAUGCACAUCUUUUGAUUUUUAGAGGCUCUCUCCUCUUGUGAAGGGCAAAUAGAUGACAAUGAGGCUCUCUUUGUUAGUCUCAUUGGCUUUCUUCGCCCUCUAUGGCGUUAUUGUUGUGCAGUCAAGCUCGCCCGAAGAUUGGUUUGAUUGGGUUGUCUCGUAUGGAACUAUUUCUCCAUUUGGAGUACCAAAGAAGGUGAUAAUGAUCAACAAUGAGUUCCCGGGACCUCUUAUUAACUCGACAACGAACAAUGUUGUUCAUGUCAAUGUUCAUAACAACCUUGACGAGCCUUUCCUCUUUACAUGGAACGGAGUGCAGAUGAGGAGGAACUCGUGGAACGAUGGAGUGCAAGGAACAAACUGUCCAAUAAUGCCCGGCAAAAAUUGGACGUACUAUUUUCAGAUGAAGGAUCAGAUCGGCAGCUUCUUCUACUACCCAAGCGUCAACUUUCAGAGGGCAGCCGGAGGAUAUGGCCCGAUACGCAUCAAUAACCGUGAUGUUAUACCGAUACCUUUUCCUUUUCCUCGGGACGACUUUGACAUCUUGAUAUCAGAUUGGUUCGAUAAAGACUAUCAGGAGAUGAGGAAUGAUCUCGAUGCAGGGAAUACAGUGCUUCCAUCCCCGGAUGGAGUUCUUAUAAACGGCAAGCCGUCCAAGAGCCUGCAUUUUAAUUUUGAACCAGGAAAAACCUACAGGCUAAGGAUCAGCAACGUAGGAGUGAAAACGACACUCAGCUUCAGAAUCCAAGGUCAUGAUCUCAUCCUAAUAGAAACAGAAGGCUCCUACACCCUGAAGAAGAACUACACGUCCCUCGACAUCCACCCCGGCCAGAGCUACUCUGUUCUGGUCACCGCGGACGUCCCAGGGACUUUCUCCUACAACAUGAUCGCCUGCACUCGCUUCGUCUCGCCCGUGCUCUGCACACUCGCCACUGUCGACUACACUGGCUCGAAUGGGUUGUCUCCUUAUACGUUCAAGCUCCCUCAUGGCCCUCGGUCCAGGGAUUUUAAUGUAUCCAUGCAACAAGCUCAGUCAAUAAGGUGGGACUUAGAUGUGGGAGCAGCGCGUCCAAACCCACAGGGAUCCUACCACUACGGCCAGAUCAAUGUCACACGCACAAUCGUCCUCCAGAACGAAAUGGCCGUGAUCGAUAACCACACUCGAUACACAGUCAACGGCAUCUCAUUUGUUUACUCUAACACACCUCUCAAGCUAGCAGAUUACUUUAGAGUCCCCAACGUAUUCUUCACGAACCUGACGAAGGAUAGACCCGAUGGGCAAACCCUGAUGAUUAGUACACCGGUCAUUGAUGCUCUUUACCGCGAUUUCAUCCAAAUUGUCUUCCAAAACAAGGAAGAUACGGUUCAAACUUGGCAUGUUGAUGGUUAUAACUUCUUCGUUGUUGGUAUGGGAUUUGGUGAAUGGGAUGAAUCUAAGCGUUCCGAGUACAACUUAAAGGAUGCAGUCUGGCGAACCAAUACUCAGGUGUAUCCAAAUGGAUGGACGGCGGUCUGGAUAUCAUUGGACAACAUGGGAAUGUGGAGUAUAAGAUCGAUGAACGAGGAGAGGAGGUAUUUAGGGCAAGAAGUGUACAUUAGAGUCAGAGGAGAAGAUCCCAUGAGGCUCCCUGACCCUCGCGAUGAAAUGCCGAUACCUAAUGAUCUUCCAUUAUGUGGAAGGGCUCUUCCUCUAUGGUAUCAUGUUUGAGCUCUUCAAAAGCAUUACAAAUUCCUUUGAUUUCUAGAUUUCUAGAUUCCUCUAUGGUAUCAUGUUUGAUCUCAUUCUUGUGCUAGUAUGUCAUUUUAGGUUAGUCUUGUACGAGUAUUGUAUCAGUUUAAAGCCAAGGGUUCAAAAUGUAAUCUCUUGCAAUAAUGUCUUAUUCUUGUUUUUCUUGGAUUCUGGAUAAUGUAUGAUUGUUAGUCAGCAUAUCACAAUUGAACUAUCAUAUUAUAAUCUUAAAGGUAAAAGUUCUGAUGAAAGCAGGGCUAUAUCUAAUUUUUAGUCAGUGUAUUGCAAGUGAACUCUAUUAUAUACGAGGGACUCUUGUGAUCGUGAUACGAUUAGAAUGAGAAUCUUAAAGCAUUUCGCAAUUCCAUUAUAUGAAAAUUCUAAAGUCAUGCUGAAAAUUAUUGAUUAUAGUUUUAUACUCGAGUAUGCCUUACACGUCGAGAAUCCUUAUAGGUGGAAAUCCGAGCUAUUUUAUUCAAUGUUGCCUACAAAUAUGUCUUCGUUGAAAUUUGAACAUGAGUUUUUGGUAUCAUCUCAAUUGCCUCUUCUAGCAUAUCGAAACUUCAAAAUGGAAUUUGAGUUACAUGUACACAAAAGAUAUUAAGUGCUACACUACAACUUACUUUUCUAUAAGAUCCUCAUAUGUUGGUUUUAAAAAUAACGAAGAAAGCAAGUAAUGCAGCGUAGGGCUUAUCACUGCAUCUGGGUGAAAUAUGCUUGUGUACUUACAACAGACUUUAUUGUUUAAGGUGUUCCAUAUAAAUUUGGUGUUAUCAUAAUUUCAUUUAGUAUGCUACCCCUCCAAGAUAUCUCUAGAUUGAGAACUGGGUAAUUUCAGUCAUUUGAAACAAAAUAUAUCUUCGGUUAAUUCUUGAAAC
Messenger RNA from Asparagus officinalis (garden asparagus), 2612 nucleotides. RefSeq names its product L-ascorbate oxidase homolog. Lineage: Eukaryota; Viridiplantae; Streptophyta; Magnoliopsida; Asparagales; Asparagaceae. The transcript is spliced from 9 exons. The record is from RefSeq and is a predicted model, not a curated record. Gene Ontology annotation, molecular function: oxidoreductase activity; copper ion binding. The coding region runs from base 58 to 1713 and encodes 551 amino acids.